This is a messenger RNA of Racocetra persica, 150 nucleotides long. Lineage: Eukaryota; Fungi; Glomeromycota; Glomeromycetes; Diversisporales; Gigasporaceae. The record is from the annotation of a GenBank genome assembly.
CAUCUCUUAAAACAACCAUUAAACCUGAUGAACAAAAUAGUGACAAUAAUAAUUACAAAGAACUUGAGCUUGAUGAAAAUGAAGAUAAUUAUCAAAGCGGUCAAGAUGAUGAUAACUACAAUACUGAAUUUAGAGAUCCUGAAGAUGCUA